GAAGGGAGAGAUGAUGAAGGAGUGGGAAUUUGAGUUUGACGACGAUAUCUUUGGAGAACCAAAUUGUAAGGAAAGCAAAGUCGAAGAGGCCUACAAACCAAAGCAAUGCGAUCCCGAGUGGUUUAUGCAGUGCAGUCCUAAUGAUGAUCAAGUAGAAAGACAGGCUAUCAGGAAGUACCAAGGAGAUUUAUUAUUUCAAAAUCAAAACUAUGAAGAGGCUUUUACCAUUUAUCAGGAGUCUCGCAAAUGUCUGCCCCCCAACAAUGCGGUAGUGGACAGGGAACUGAUAGAGUCAAUGGCAAUGUGUUUAUUGAAGCUAGGAAAAUGUGACGAUGCUUUAACUCUUAUCAAGGAAGUAAUGGGGGAUGACCAACAAAAUGAUUCGUCCAUAUGGCAUUUGCUUUCUCAGAUUUAUAGAGCAAUGGGAAAUAUUCAAGGUGAAAUAGAAACCCUUCAGAGAUGUGCGACUCUUCACUCCUGGAAUUCUCACUUCUGGUUUUCCUUAGCCCUGGCAUAUGAAAAAGCAUCAGUAAGCUGCAUUCAGCCACAAGAUGAGGACUUCAAUAUUUUUUUUCAGGGUAAAAAUUGCCUUCUGCAUCAAGAUUUAACUGAAGAGAAUUGUGUAGAAAACUCUUUGAAUGGUAAAUGGCAGUCAAAGGAAAUUGACAUUACAAUAAAACCCUGUUGUUCCUCAACUAACAAAGUGCAGAGGCCAAUAUUUACAAAACCUUGUGAUUCGGAUGAGCUAGAGAUUACACCAUGCUUGGCACAUUUGGCUGAUGAUUUUCACAUUAUCAAGCCAAUUAGCCGAGGUGCAUUUGGACAGGUAUUUCUAGCUCGUAGAAGAGACAAAGACAAACAAUUUUAUGCCAUCAAGGUUGUCAAGAAGACGGACGUUGUUAAUAAAAAUAUGAUAGAACAAGUUGUAGCUGAAAGAGAUUGCCUGGCAAUUGCGAAGAGUCCUUAUAUUGUAAACUUAUUCUAUUCCUUUCAAUCAAAAGACAGAAUUUUUCUGGUUAUGGAAUACUUAAUUGGAGGAGACUGCAAAUCUUUGUUGCAUAACCUGGGAUAUUUUGAUGAAAAAAUGUCAAGAAUUUAUAUAGCACAGGUUGUUCUGGCUUUGGAGUAUCUUCAUAAACAUGGCAUUAUUCACAGGUACAUUUCAUAUAAUUCCCAUUAUGCCAUGUUUAUUAGCCAGUUUGAGUAAAUGCUGAUUGCCACAGACUGGCUGUGGUAGCAGAAUGACACAAAAGCUAAGAAGUCUCUGUACCUAUUUGCUUUUAAACAUGACACUGUUUUCAUCACUGCUUUCUUCCAGGUCUACAAACCUUUCUAAAUGACCGGUUAAAGUAAAUAAAUAACUUCAAUAUCCACGACUUUCGCUUUAUGUAGUUGACAAAAGAGGACGAUACGAUCGAUCGGCAAACUUUCAUCGUACAGGUUUGAGCACUUUUCCUUAAGCCCACGAACGACGUGAUUUCCAUUUAAAAUAGUAAACUUUGCAGCAUAUUCUUGGAUACGACUAUUGAGCCAAGUAGAUUUGAAAAGUUUAAGAGUCAAACCUCAAAUGAACGUGAUAACCAAACAACAGAGUUCGGCAAACGCUUCGUUCGAGCGCGCGAAGUUACGCUUGGCUAAUUUUCUGCGUGCUUGCAAGUUUGCAUUACAAUAGGCUAUUAAAGUCUCGCAAGAAAUUCAAGCAGUGGUACUUACAGUUUUUUCAAGCUCUCGCGAGACGAGAGUCUCGUCUCGCGAGAGGGUGGUAACUUACUUUUGAGCGGUACUGUAAGAUUAACACUCGAAAUGGAAAUAAUAUGAUAUAUACUUGAAAAGUCUUUAUUCUGCAGUCUACAUUAUUUUUACCCCUGGUCUGCAGUCUGGGAGGCAUGGUGGCCUCAUGGUUGGUGCGCUCGUCUCUGGAUCGAGCG
Messenger RNA from Orbicella faveolata, 1928 nucleotides. RefSeq lists its product as uncharacterized. Gene Ontology annotation, molecular function: protein binding. The record is from RefSeq and is a predicted model, not a curated record. Lineage: Eukaryota; Metazoa; Cnidaria; Anthozoa; Scleractinia; Merulinidae.